CCACAUAGCAUUAGUAUAGCCAAAGAGCCAGUUGAAGCCUGGUUGAGAUAUUGUGCACAGUGCAAACUUGCACACUGCACAGUGACUGGUGAGGAAUACACAUAUACAACUGCAUACACGCAUCAGCACAUACACAUACAAAAAUUUUUUCACUGUAUUGAAUUAAAAUGGCCAAUAUUGGUAAUUUGGAACACGAAAUUGCAAAUUUGCAAUUAAACAAUGAUGGGAGCCCUGUAAAAACAAUCAAAAUUGGUAAAAAGGUUGGACCAGCUGUUCCACCAAAACCUAAAAAAUCUAUACCCCAGGUACCACAAAGUUACACUAUAAAAGCUGCAUCAAUUCCAUCCUACAGUACAGUUCUUAAUAAUGUUGGUGCUAAUGAAAAGACAUCGAAUCUGUAUAUGAAUACUCCAGCUCCGUUUACACCUCAAAAUUUGAAUAAAAAUGAGUACUUAGGUCAAACAUCACUUAAUGGAACUAAUUCAUCAAUUAGUUAUCAAAACAGUGAGAACUUCUAUUCAAAUGAACCAAGAGAAAAAUUUAAUUCAGCUUACAGAUAUGAUGAUAAAAAUGUUUACUCCAAUAUUGGUAAUUUGCCAGCUCCACAAGUGCCAGUAUUAAAUGAAAGAUCGCACAAUUCAACAAGAAAUGCUGUUUACAGCAAUAUCGAGCCUGCAGUACCAAUACCUGUUCCUCAACCCAUUCAAAAAGAAAAAGAUAUUGUAUAUAGCAAUAUUCAAUGGAAUAACUCAAAAGUAGAAAAUACUUACUGCAAUGUACCUUCACAAGGCAAUUCUAAUGAUGAAUUACCUCCACCACCUGAGUCUUCUGAAUUUAUUACUUGUGUACCAAGUAGUUCCUUUCCUCCUCCACCAGAAGAACUUCCUCCUCCUCCUAGCCCUGUUUCAUCAAGCUACAGUGAAUUAAGAUGUGCUACUUACCAAACAGAUUUUCCAUCUGAAUCAUAUCCUAAUGAUAUAUAUGGUCCAAGUUCUCAAUCAAGUUCUACCUAUGAAUCUAUUUAUGAGCCAAUAAAUCCAAGACCACCGUCACAGCUGUCGUGCAAUUAUUCUGUAUAUUCUGGAUAUGGUUCAGCAUCUCAACAACAGGGAAAAGUAUCUUCAGUGAAAGAAGUUGAUGUAUUGACUGACCUGUUGGUUCAAGGAAUGGAAGACAAUAGUGAUGAUAGUGAUAUAUAUGGAAUUUGUGCACAGUGUGGUAAAAGAGUUGAAGGUGAAGGCACAGGUUGUUCAGCAAUGGAUAAAGUUUUUCACAUAAAUUGCUUCUGCUGUUUUGUUUGUAACAUAAAUUUGCAAGGCAAGCCAUUUUAUUCUCUUGAAGGAAAGCCACAUUGCGAAGAUGAUUAUUUAAAUACUCUAGAGAAGUGCUGCGUUUGCACUCUACCAAUUUUAGAUCGAAUUUUACGAGCAACAGGAAAACCAUAUCAUCCAUCAUGCUUUACUUGUGUUGUAUGUGGGCAGAGUUUAGAUGGCAUUCCAUUCACAGUUGAUGCUACCAACCAAAUUCAUUGUAUUCAAUGUUUUCAUAAGAAAUUUGCUCCUCGUUGCUGUGUAUGCAAAGAACCAAUUAUGCCUAAGCCAGGAGAAGAUGAAACUGUCCGCGUAGUGGCUUUAGAUAGAAGCUUUCACAUUCAAUGUUACAAGUGUGAAGAUUGUAAUCUUGUUUUAUACUCCGAUGAUGAAGGAGGAUGUUAUCCACUCGAUGAUCAUGUAUUAUGUAAGAGUUGUAAUGCAAAAAGAGUUCAAGCUUUAACAUCACAUAUGAUAACAGAAUUAUAAAUUUGCCUUCGUCCUUCCAGAAGACUAUCGUUUUUCACUUUUAUACUAUAAAACUAUUUACUAAUUUUAUUGUAGAAAAGUGUUGCCUAUAGUUUGAGCAU
Trichogramma pretiosum is the source of this 1900-nucleotide messenger RNA. RefSeq names its product lipoma-preferred partner homolog (gene Zyx). NCBI's taxonomy places the organism in Eukaryota, Metazoa, Arthropoda, Insecta, Hymenoptera, Trichogrammatidae. Gene Ontology annotation, biological process: cell-cell adhesion. Gene Ontology annotation, cellular component: stress fiber; focal adhesion. The record is from RefSeq and is a predicted model, not a curated record. The coding region runs from base 168 to 1799 and encodes 543 amino acids. The transcript is spliced from 6 exons.